This is a messenger RNA of Chanos chanos (milkfish), 1600 nucleotides long. It is a transcript of the gene blmh, whose product is annotated as bleomycin hydrolase. The record is from RefSeq and is a predicted model, not a curated record. The coding region runs from base 104 to 1465 and encodes 453 amino acids. NCBI's taxonomy places the organism in Eukaryota, Metazoa, Chordata, Actinopteri, Gonorynchiformes, Chanidae. Gene Ontology annotation, molecular function: cysteine-type aminopeptidase activity. Gene Ontology annotation, cellular component: cytoplasm. The transcript has 12 exons. Gene Ontology annotation, biological process: response to toxic substance; proteolysis; L-homocysteine catabolic process.
CCGAGCGGACUGAUUGUCGGCGAAUGAGAUAAACAAAGACAAAGAACGCUCACUGACUUUUUUUUAACAAUUUUGCAAAGACGUGCUUACCCCCUCUGGAAACAUGGACACAGGCCUGAGUCGGGAGAAGAUAACUUCCUUUGUGAAGCGCCUGCGGUCAGAGCCGCGUUAUUUGCUGGCCCAGAACGUUUCCACCUGUAUCGAUCCAUUAGAGGUGUGUUUGCACAGGCAGACGGUCCAGGACACCGUGCACAUCUUCAAGCACUGCAUUCCCACAGAGGGCAAGCCAGUCACCAACCAGAAAAACUCAGGGAGAUGUUGGAUCUUCUCGUGCCUCAAUGUCAUGCGGCUUCCAUUCAUGAAGGAGUUCAACAUUGAAGAGUUUGAGUUCAGUCAGUCCUAUCUCUUUUUCUGGGAUAAGGUGGAACGCUGUUAUUACUUCCUGCAUGCCUGCGUGGAGACAGCCCAGCGGAAGGAGCCAGUAGACGGACGGUUGGUCCAGUUUCUACUCUCAAAUCCAACCAAUGACGGCGGACAGUGGGACAUGCUGGUGAACCUCAUUGAAAAAUAUGGAGUCGUCCCAAAGAAGUGUUUCCCAGAGUCUCACAGCUCAGAGGCUUCACGUAGAAUGAACGAUAUCCUUAAUCACAAGCUGAGAGAAUACUGUGUAAGACUUAGGAACAUGGUGGAGAGUGACGCCUCCAAAGCAGAGCUGUCUGAAGCUAUGGACACAAUGAUUGAGGAGGUUUUUAGAGUGGCCAGUGUGUGUCUGGGAAGCCCUCCGGACACGAUCUGUUGGGAAUACAGAGAUAAGGAUAAGAACUUCCACCGUAUGGGCCCACUCUCUCCUCAGGAGUUCUACAAGAAGCACGUCAAACCGCUGUACAACAUUCAGGACAAGGUGUGUCUGGUGAAUGACCCCCGACCUCAGAACCCCUACGGCAAACUAUACAGUGUGGAGUUCCUGGGAAACAUGGUGGAGGGGCGCAGCACGCUGUACAACAACCAGCCAAUCCAGCUCCUCAAACAGGCGGCCGCUGACUCCAUUAAAGACGGAGAGGCUGUAUGGUUUGGCUGUGAUGUCGGGAAACAUUUCCACAGCAAGCUGGGUAUCAAUGACAUGAAUGUGUUUAACCAUGAGCUGGUCUUUGGCAUUUCGGUGAAGAACUUGUCCAAAGCAGAGAGGCUGAUAUACGGAGAUUCCUUAAUGACCCACGCCAUGAUUCUCACUGCUGUUACUGACAAGGAAGGGAAGGAGGGAUGCUAUGAGAAGUGGAGAGUGGAGAACUCCUGGGGAGAUGACCGUGGGAAUAAAGGUUAUCUAAUCAUGACGGAUGAGUGGUUCUCAGAGUACGUGUAUGAGGUUGUGGUGGACAAGAAGUUCCUGGCCCCAGAGGUUCUUGAAGUCAUGAAGCAGGAACCUAUUGUACUCCCUGCAUGGGAUCCAAUGGGAGCCCUGGCAUAACCGUGGAAACAGACAGCCCCGCCCAAUCCGAUCUCGACCUGGAAUCUUCGACUCCGCCCCAUUGCUCUGGUUUCACCUUUCCAUAGACACCCACAACACACCUUGUUCCAGACAAAUAAUAAAGUUUUUUUCCCG